CUCACUUUCCUCGCCUCUCUCAUCCCUCACUCUUCCCUAGUAAACUAUCUUGGCUCUCAUUUCAAGCCUCUUCCUCCUUAGCUCCCCAAAAAUCUCCUCUUUUGCCUAGUAUCAGAAAAAUGAAGUUUAUUGGGCUCUCACUAUUUGCCCUUUUAGCCUUGUUCAGAGCUGCCAAUGGUGCUGGCUGGUCUAGUGCCCACGCCACCUUCUAUGGAGGCGGAGAUGCAUCUGGAACAAUGGGAGGAGCUUGUGGGUAUGGAAAUUUGUACAGUCAAGGAUAUGGGACAAACACAGCAGCCUUGAGCACUGCUCUCUUCAACAAUGGGCUGAGUUGUGGAUCUUGCUACGAAAUCAAAUGUGACAAAGACCCAAAAUGGUGUCUCCCUGGGUCUAUUGUAGUCACUGGAACAAACUUCUGCCCACCAAAUAAUGCUCUGCCCAAUAAUAACGGCGGCUGGUGCAAUCCUCCACAGCAGCACUUUGACCUCGCUCAGCCUGUGUUCCAAAAGAUUGCCAAGUACAGAGCUGGGAUUGUCCCCGUUCAGUUCCGAAGGGUGGCUUGCAAGAAAUCAGGAGGCGUCAGGUUCACAAUCAACGGCCACUCCUACUUCAACCUGGUCCUCAUCACCAACGUUGGCGGCGCUGGCGACGUAGUCUCCGUCUCCGUCAAAGGCACGAGAACAGGCUGGCAACCAAUGAGCAGAAACUGGGGCCAGAACUGGCAGAGCAACAGCCUCCUCAACGGCCAAGCCCUCUCCUUCCGCGUCACCACCAGCGACGGCCACACCCUCACCUCCGACAACGUCGCCCCUUCCAAUUGGAACUUCGGCCAAACUUUCACUGGCUCUCAGUUCUGAUCAUACCGGAUUGUUUACUUACUUUUCCUUCUGUCUAACUUUUCAAUAACAGUAAAAGUAAUAGACUGUAUACGGCGUUAUUGCGUCGCUGUGGGCUCUUUUGAAUAGCCUGAGGUGUCUUAAUUUGGCUCUCCUCGACCGCCGGUAUAUAAUGGUGGUUACAGAGGAACAUUAAGGUUUUAGUUUGUAAUGGAAAAGAAUGGCUGAGGUGAACAAGGAUUAAUGUCACCCGCCCAUGAAUUCCAUGUGUUUUGCCUUGGAGACCUGAGAAGGGUCUGUCUUCGUACUCUGGUUUUGUUUAAGGUAACCGAAUGUAUGAAAUGUUACUCCUCUGCGUGUCAGUUUUAUAAAGUUGGCCAUCUGUUUAUAUCA
Molecule: messenger RNA, 1229 nt
Organism: Asparagus officinalis (garden asparagus)
Lineage: Eukaryota; Viridiplantae; Streptophyta; Magnoliopsida; Asparagales; Asparagaceae
Product: expansin-A1-like
Biological process (GO): plant-type cell wall organization
Cellular component (GO): extracellular region
Source: RefSeq, a predicted model, not a curated record